Lathyrus sativus (Indian pea) is the source of this 951-nucleotide messenger RNA. The record is from the annotation of a GenBank genome assembly. Lineage: Eukaryota; Viridiplantae; Streptophyta; Magnoliopsida; Fabales; Fabaceae.
AUGAGUCAACCAUCAGUGAUACUCGCCACUGCCAGCUAUGACCACACCAUUCGAUUUUGGGAAGCCAAGAGUGGUCGAUGUUAUCGCACUAUCCAAUAUCCUGAUUCGCAAGUAAACCGGCUGGAGAUAACCCCGGAUAAACGCUUCUUAGCUGCCGCUGGUAAUCCUCACAUACGGUUGUUUGAUGUUAACUCAAAUAGCCCUCAGCCGGUAAUGAGCUAUGAUUCACAUACCAAUAAUGUAAUGGCAGUUGGGUUUCAAUGUGAUGGGAACUGGAUGUAUUCUGGUUCAGAGGACGGCACAGUUAAGAUCUGGGAUUUGAGGGCACCAGGUUGUCAAAGGGAAUACGAAAGUCGUGCAGCAGUUAACAGUGUUGUGUUGCACCCAAAUCAGACUGAACUAAUAUCUGGUGAUCAAAAUGGCAAUAUACGUGUGUGGGAUUUGACAGCAAACUCGUGCAGCUGCGAAUUGGUGCCAGAGGUGGAUACGGCUGUACGCUCUCUUACAGUGAUGUGGGAUGGUAGCUUGGUAGUAGCAGCAAAUAAUAAUGGGACAUGUUAUGUGUGGCGUCUGUUGCGUGGAACUCAGACAAUGACAAACUUUGAGCCACUUCAUAAGCUGCAAGCACACAAUGGCUACAUCCUCAAAUGUCUUUUAUCACCUGAGUUUUGCGAUCCCCACAGGUACUUGGCAACUGCAUCUUCUGAUAAUACUGUCAAGAUAUGGAAUGUUGAUGGUUUUACAUUAGAGAAAACUUUGAUAGGUCAUACACGUUGGGUGUGGGACUGUGUCUUCUCAGUGGAUGGUGCCUAUCUUAUUACAGCUUCCUCUGAUUCAACUGCUAGGCUUUGGUCUAUGUCAACUGGUGAAGAUAUUAAAGUUUAUGGAGGGCAUCAUAAAGCUACAAUUUGCUGUGCUUUACAUGAUGGAGCUGAACCUGCAACUUGUUGA